UGGCAUCAUGUCAUUUUCCUUAAAAAAUUACAGAUAAGGAAGUGCUACUCAUUCUCUAAGUUUAGUAAAUUGCGUUGGUGAAAAGGUUGUUAAAUUUAAUUCGCAUCUGCCCCUAAACUUUACCGUCAUGGCAGAAGAGGUGCAAAAAUCUUCCGGUUUUUUGAAUUCCGUAGUUUCGGAGAUCGUCCAAAGCCCUUUAAACCUCUCCCUUAUCGGUUUAAUAUUGUUUUUAAUAUAUCGGAUAGUAAAAAGUCGCCAAGAUGAAAAAAGUACGGAGCCGGAAGAAAAAGCUUUGCCUAAAAUGAAGAAACAAGAUUUUUCUGUAGAAGAAUUAAAAAAGUUUGAUGGCACACAGGAAGAUGGCAGAGUGCUUGUGGCUGUGAAUGGAAAAGUAUAUGAUGUGACCAAAGGAAAAAAAUUUUACGGACCAGAUGGCCCUUAUGCUGCUUUUGCUGGUCGGGAUGCAUCAAGAGGGUUAGCUACAUUUAAUGUUUCAGCUUCAGGUGAGGGAUAUGAUGACUUAAGCGAUUUAACCACCAUGGAGAUGGACUCAGUUAGGGAGUGGGAAUCACAAUUUAAUGAUAAAUAUGAAUAUGUGGGAAGACUCUUGAAACCAGGUGAGGUGCCCACAAAUUAUUCAGAUGAGGAAGAUGAGUCAAACCCUACUGAAAAAUCGAAAGAUGAUUAGAGAAACGCCGUGUCUUUUAUUUUCCCAGAAAAAAGGCUGAUAGAAGAGGUUUAUAAAACUGAAAACAUUUGAAAUAUAUUAUAUCUUAAGCGAGAUUAUAAACAAAUACUUUUAUAGUGCUGUUAUUUUUUUUUACUAAUCUAUUUAUAACAUCAUGUUACAGAAUUUGGCCACAGUUUUUUACAAAAAGAACUCAAACGCAAAAGAAUGUUAAUGUAUUGCUUGCUACCAAUAUUUUCUAUCGCAGGCCGUUUGUGGGAUUGUGCUGCAAAUAUAUUUUUAAAAAAUGUGGAGUAUCAGGCAGCAUAAAUUGAGUCACCAAACAAAAUGAGAGUUAUGAAAAUACGUGGCCAUAUUCAGUUGUUUGAAAUAAUAAAUACCUAUAUUUUCCAGAUAGAAUCUCGAAAAUAUUUCAUUUACGUACAUGAGAUGCUUAUUGUGAAAAUGGACGAAAAUACUUUUUUUUCCAAUUUCAUUCUAAAUUUUCUUAAAAAAUAACAUCGAAUUGGAUGUAAAUGUUUUUCUAGAUUGAAGUAUUGUCGGGAUUUCGCGGUAUAUAUAUUUUUUGAGGAUGGGUGAAAUUAAUUUUAUUACGUCUUUAUUCGGUUUAUCAAAAGCAAAGGUCAACAAGUUCUGGCGCGUGUGGUAUGCAAAAGUGGUAUCUUGUACGCGUUUUUCAAAUUCGUUUUGAAUUAAAAGGGCUAGCUGAUUUGUGACGUUUUUGCCAGUCAUUGCAUUUCUUCACUUCAGGAGACUAUUAGUUAUAACUCAAGACGUGGGUUUGUUAUAUUAUCAUUAAAUAUAUACUGGAAAUGAGUGCACAUGUAUAUUAAAUUUGAGUUGGAAAUAAUUAUAAAAAAUUCAAAAUUAUUUUAAUAUGUAUAUGUAAUAAAUUUCGGUACUUAUAAAUUGUUGCAGACGGAAGUAUCUUAAUUUUUAACAAUGCAUAUUGUUUAUUAGUAAUAAACGUUAUAAAACUAUAAAAAUGUCUGGAUAGUGUUGAAGAUGGGUAAGAUGCCUUUUAAAUGUGUUGCUUUACUUUAUGUUUUGCGUUUUUUAUUUUCUUUGUGAAUAUUAAAGGAAUUUUGCUUUUGUUAAUCGGUUUCAGUUUGGUUAUGGUCUUUUACCUAGUUUUUAAAUUGAGAAGUGUAGUUGUUGUAUAUUGAGAAAAUAAAUAAAAAUUCAAAUAUA
This is a messenger RNA of Cylas formicarius (sweet potato weevil), 1879 nucleotides long. It is a transcript of the gene MSBP, whose product is annotated as membrane-associated progesterone receptor component 1. Bases 128 to 688 code for a protein of 186 amino acids. The record is from RefSeq and is a predicted model, not a curated record. Gene Ontology annotation, cellular component: endomembrane system; membrane. NCBI's taxonomy places the organism in Eukaryota, Metazoa, Arthropoda, Insecta, Coleoptera, Brentidae. The transcript is spliced from 3 exons.